Molecule: messenger RNA, 1627 nt
Organism: Porites evermanni
Lineage: Eukaryota; Metazoa; Cnidaria; Anthozoa; Scleractinia; Poritidae
Source: the annotation of a GenBank genome assembly
GUCUUACAAAUUCCCGGAUACUAUGAAGAAAAGAAAGUGAAGUGGAUGGCGGCGAGAAGUGGAGGAUUAUCUGUUGGGCGGAAGCCAUCUGGCUUUCCAAGCUCCCAACAACAAGCCGUGUUUAAACGUUUUAUCUUAGAAUUCGUUAAUUCCUUGUAUAAGGAUGAUCGUAAAGCAUUUAGAUAUUGGUGCAAAGGGUUCAUUCCAGGGAAGGAUUUGGAUAUAAAUGUCGAUGACGAUGGGGAUAUUUUUAGCCUGAAAUUCAUCCGAUUGCUUCGAGUCGUUUUCUCCUCUCAACAACGUCUGAAUCGACGGGCCGUUAAUGCCGUCCAGUGACGUCACUCACUACCCGAAAACCGGGUAGUGAUUUUGAUUGGUUGAUUGUUUAAACAUUCGCAUAAUUAUGUAUAAUUAUGAAAAAUUUUAGCGGGAUUGUCGCUUGAUAUUCAGCGGAUCGCAUCCCUGGCAUUCUUUCGUGUAGUUCAAACAUUUCGAUAAGCUUAAUCUUUAUCUUAAACAGCAAAAUUGCCCUUGUCUUCAAAACUGAAAUGCUAAAUUGAACUGCGAAUGAAGAAUCAUUGCGGAGAGUCGGUAGGUUUUUCAUUUAGAGCCGCUUUGUGGUUUCGGCCACGGUGAUUUUGUUUACGUGAAGUUUUCUGAGAUCACUGUUAUAAUUCGACGUUCUUGCUAUUUUCACCGUCAAGUGUAACGAUUCUGUUAGCUUUUCUUUCUUGUUUCCUUGUUUUUUUUUCGUUAAGGACCAAAUAGCUUCUUUUCAAUUAAAGCAAAUCAUUGUGUUUUUGAACUAAGUGUUUCAUGUGUGUGUUUAUUUCAUUGCGUGAUUGCGACCGAGUUUGAUUAUAGAAUUCAGUACAACCGGUUUAGAGUUGUACUGCAUGCAGUUGAUAGUUUGAACGUUAAAAAUGAAUUACGAUCGAAAAAAAUAAAGCAAUUCUGUAUCAUGCAGACAUUUCCAAGCGAUAUUUCUCGGUUUGCCACUUGAAAAUCAUGUUUUACUUUUUGCAUGAAUUAAAGCAAAGGUCAAGGAGUAGUGACGUCACUGGACGGCAUUAACGGCCGGUCGAUUCAGACGUUACUGAGGGAGUAAUAACGACUCGAAGUAAUCGCAUGAAAUUCAGGCUAGGAUAUUUUUAAAUUGAUUGAGUUGUUACAGGAUCAUAAUCAGUUGUUGUUUGAUGACAUGUCGUUGCUGAAAAAGUUUCUCUCAGGGGUUAAGCGAAUUGAUUUGCUGGUUAAGUUAGAAAAGGCGGAAUUGAGUAUCGUGGUUGGCAAAAUCUUGGAGCGUUAUAAGAAGGGUUUUUAUCAAGGUAGUGUUGCUGGUGAUUUUUACGCGGAAGUUGUGGGGUUACUGGUUUCGAGGAUUUCUCAAGUGUUGGAACAGGUACGACGAAUUUGCGGUGACGAGCGUGUUUUACUUUACCUAGAUGGCGUGAUUCGUGAGUAUCUUCUGAGUUCUGAGUCUACUUGGUCGAGAGUAACAGCUGUUCUGGUGAUUUUGGCCGAGCUUUCAGCGGCGGUAGACGAAGAUGUACAAACAACCAUUGACUUGCUAGCAGAGAGUAUGCACAAACUUGGAGGAAUGGUAAGAGUUUAUGAUAGCAGUUAA